UCUUAUCACAGUAUGCAUGCCUGUGUUCUCAUUCAACACGUUCGUAUCAAAUCUAAACCCUAACCUAUUCAUUCCUGAGUUUCGCUUUAGAAAACAUGGCAGCAGCCAGCGGCUGGCUGCUAAAUAGUCUUUCUUCAACAUACAGGCAUGUGACAGGCCUUAAUUUUUGUCCCAUUGGUUUUCUACAAAUGCGGAACUAUGCUGCUAGAAAAGGUACAAGAGAAAAGGCCAAGAAGAAGAAAGUCAAAAAAAUUAUUGAAAAAGUGGGUUUUAUUCCACACAAUCAGAGACAGACAAGAAUUGCAAUACAGAAGGGUGAAACCAACGUUGAAGAUGUUAUAUUAGACGACAGUCAAAGGACAGAUCCAAUAGAUAACGUAUGGAUAGGGAGAUAUCACAAAUGGAAAGUUUAUUCCUUUGAGGAAGCAGUACAAAAUCAUCGAGAAACGCAUCAUCCUACUAUGUAUAAUUUACCAAAUGCACCUAUAAAAGCAUUUAUAGAAUUGGAUAUGCAGGAUGCAAAAAAGAAUAAAUUUGUAGAUUCUUUUUCGCGGAUAAUAUGCAUACCACAUGCAUUUAGCCAAGAUCAAAACAGGAAGAUAUUGGCAUUUUGUAAAAGUCCUGAAAUGCAGAAUAUUGCGAUAGAUGCCGGAGCUCACUUUGCUGGUGGCAAAGAUUUAAUAAAAAAGAUUCAGAAUGGAGAAUUCUCAAUAAAAGAGUAUGACAUUGUUGUGUCGGAACCAACCAUUUUACCUGAUUUGUUAUUAAUUAGAGGGAUUAUGAGAAAGAAGUUUCCCAACACUAAAAUGGGUACUCUGAAUCCUGACAUAAAGAUGCUUGUAACAAAAUUUGUAACCGGCAUAAAAUACACAGCAAAACCACAUGAUGUUGUGAAAUUUUAUGGUACCAUCGAUAUUGAAUUUGGAACGCUCAAUAUGGACACGAAACAGUUAGAGGAAAAUUUCGCCGCUGUUGUCCAGGACGUUGAUGCUGCAAAGCCACGUCGACCUGGACCUUUUAUCACCAGAAUUCGCAUUACGUGUCCACCAUCAGGAGAAAUGUUUAAAGUUAACUUUGAAGAAUAUAUAUCUACAGAUAGAGUAUCAGGAGAAGAAGUAGAAGACGAUGAAAAACCAGACGCUGUUAUUGCGUCUCAUUAAUUUCUUGCUCAUAGAGAUAUAAGAAUAAAGUAAUAUCUUUAGUUAAAUAUAUAUAUUAAUUAUAAAUAUAA
Messenger RNA from Linepithema humile (Argentine ant), 1231 nucleotides. RefSeq names its product mitochondrial ribosomal protein L1 (gene mRpL1). Lineage: Eukaryota; Metazoa; Arthropoda; Insecta; Hymenoptera; Formicidae. The record is from RefSeq and is a predicted model, not a curated record.